Fundulus heteroclitus (mummichog) is the source of this 2288-nucleotide messenger RNA. Its product is annotated as aspartate aminotransferase, cytoplasmic. The record is from RefSeq and is a predicted model, not a curated record. Gene Ontology annotation, biological process: L-aspartate biosynthetic process. The transcript has 9 exons. Gene Ontology annotation, cellular component: cytosol. Gene Ontology annotation, molecular function: pyridoxal phosphate binding; L-aspartate:2-oxoglutarate transaminase activity. Lineage: Eukaryota; Metazoa; Chordata; Actinopteri; Cyprinodontiformes; Fundulidae. Bases 111 to 1343 code for a protein of 410 amino acids.
UUGUACUCAUGUCCUGAACAGAGGGGUGAAGGUGAACCCGGUCUCUGUCUGUCAUUGCCGCCGCUGGAAGGCUCCUUUCUCGUCUCUCACCAUUCGCUUUGGCCUGAGCCAUGUCCCUGUUCAGCGACGUCCCCCAGGCUCCGCCUGUAGCGGUCUUCAAACUAACCGCCGACUUUAGAGAGGACAGCCACCCGCAGAAGGUGAACCUGGGAGUUGGAGCUUACCGUACCGAUGACUGCCAGCCCUGGGUGUUGCCUGUCGUGAAGAAGGUGGAGCGGCUGCUUGUGGAGGACGAUAGCCUGAACCACGAGUACCUGCCCAUCCUCGGCCUGCCCGAGUUCCGCUCUGCUGCCUCCAAGGUUGCCCUGGGAGACGACAACCCUGCCAUCAAGGAGAACAGGGUUGGGGCAGUCCAGGCUCUGGGUGGGACAGGAGCGUUGAGGAUCGGGGCAGAUUUCCUGCGGCGGUGGUACAACGGCGUCAACAACACAGCCACACCUAUUUAUGUAUCGGCACCCACCUGGGAGAACCACAACGGGGUGUUUGCUGACGCUGGUUUCAAAGACAUCCGUCCGUACCACUACUGGGAUGCUGCUAAAAGGGGUCUGGAUCUGACUGGACUCCUGGAUGACUUGGAGAAAGCUCCAGAACACUCCGUCUUCAUCCUUCACGCCUGUGCACACAACCCCACCGGCACGGACCCCACCCAGGAGGAGUGGAAGACCAUCGCAGAGAUCAUGAAGAGGAGGAAGUUGUUUCCAUUCUUUGAUUCAGCUUACCAGGGUUUUGCAUCUGGCAACCUGGAAAAGGACGCCUGGGCAAUCCGCUUCUUUGUCUCAGAGGGCUUUGAGCUCUUUAUCGCUCAGUCCUUCUCCAAAAACUUUGGCCUGUACAAUGAGAGGGUGGGGAACCUGACGGUGGUUUCCAAGGACACCGAGAACCUGACCCGGGUUCUGUCCCAGAUGGAGAAGAUUGUGAGGACAACCUGGUCCAACCCGCCGUCUCAGGGAGCACGAAUCGUCAGCAAGACCCUCAACAGCCCCGAGCUGUUUGCAGAAUGGAAGGGUAAUGUGAAGACCAUGGCAGACCGAGUGCUGCUGAUGAGGGAUCAGCUGAAGAGCAAGCUGCUAGCUCUGGGCACUCCAGGAACCUGGGACCACAUCACUCAGCAGAUUGGGAUGUUCAGCUUCACUGGCCUCAACCCCAAACAGGUGGAGUACAUGAUCAAAGAGAAGCACGUGUACCUGAUGGCCAGCGGUCGCAUCAACAUGUGCGGCCUCACCUCCAAGAACAUCGACUACGUCUCCCAGUCCAUCCACGAGGCUGUCACCAAAGUCCAGUAACCUGUCCACACUCCCGCUCGUUGCUGUAUCCACAGGAAGUACUGUCAUGUCUGUGCCCCAAACCCGCUUAUCUUCUCCUUUUGAUUGCUUACAAACUGAGAGUUAGACCAGUUAGAGGACAGAUGUGCUUCAUUUACCACGUUAAGGUUAGAAUUCUCAACGCUUUUUAAACCUACUGGAAUUUCUCACUGUCUGCAGCACUCUGUUACUGAAUGUUACAGUGAAAAUAGUUUGUAGUCUGCCACCUUUUAGUCGGAACCCAAAUAAUUGAGCUUAAACUCUGAGUUUUGAACGGGACAGUAGAAUAAAACAAUUGUGCUUCCUCUGUAAAAGGUAGUGGUGAACAAAAGGCAGGCCGUUAAGGUCUGACCGUUUCACGCUCAUGCACUGAAUUGCAGCUGUGACAAAGGACAAAUCACGAAGAAAACUAUAUUUUCUUAUUUUUAAACCAUUAGAACUUACCAAUAUUUUAGCAUGUAUCACUCUGCGUACUGCAGCAGCACAUUGUUGGCAUCUAUCUCUGGAAUGUUCGGUUGUGAUUUUAUUUAUCAAUGACGAAAUGCAAGACGCACAAAGCUCUUUCUUCUUUUUUUUCUAUUGUUUUGCUUCUGAGAAGGGCACCAGGAGUUCAGGGGUCACCCUCUCUGUCCUGACUGCUAGGAGAAGGAACACUGGUGCCUGGUCUAGGUUUUGCCCCUUUAGCUUCCUAGUUUACUCAUUUGGUUCUUUAAGCCCCUCUGUGUGCCAUCAGUGAAGGAACAUCACCUGCCUCCUCGCCGUUCUUUGAUCUUUACCCUGCAGUGCCCUUAACUGUUUUACACAAAGGACAUGUAUAGUAAUGGGACUGAUUAGCCACAGACACGCUCCCAUGUGUGCUGGUGUUCGUAAUGGCACGUUGCAAUAUGUUCAUGCGUAAAUAAAUUAUUAAUCAUAUAUAUCAUGUCA